Durusdinium trenchii is the source of this 1737-nucleotide messenger RNA. The record is from the annotation of a GenBank genome assembly. NCBI's taxonomy places the organism in Eukaryota, Dinophyceae, Suessiales, Symbiodiniaceae.
AUGUACCAGCGUGAGGACAUCAACGUGGGAAAGCUGCUCAAGAGGCUGCCUAAGGCAGUACGGAGCAAAGUGCAGGCAAAGGAGUUCCUGGACGAGUGCUGGACCAUUUUCAAGAAAUACGAUGCUUUCCAGAGUGAAAAGCUUGAAGGCUGCAACCUUUGGAAAGCGUUGCUGGAGGCUUUGCCCGAGGCGUUUUCCCAGGCGAUCCUCAAGAACCAGUACGGGUGGUCUUUGCAGCAGGACUCGGUUUAUGCAUUCACUGGCUGCGGCCGCGAUGGUGAGCCUGCUGUUUCCCUUAUUAAGUUCCCCGAGUAUGUCAAGUUCACCCUGGCAUUGAUCCUGCACAAAUAUAGCGCAAACGCCAAUGUCCUCGACUGCAAGAUGGCCCUCAAGCCGCAGGAGCUGGAUCACAGCAAACGCAAGACAAAGGUUGUGGCCAGCCUGGGGCCCGCAUCUUGGAGCGAGGAGAUGAUCCCCAAGAUGAUCGAAGCAGGAACUGACAUUUUCCGUUUGAACUGCUCCCAUCGUCGUGGUGGCGACUUCGAGCGCGUCUACCCAUUGAUCAGGAAGUAUUCGAAGAUGCUGGGCCGUCGUGUGGAAGUCUUGGGAGACCUGCAGGGCCCCAAGUUCCGUGUGGGGGAAUUGGAGGGUGAGCCAGUGCCGUUGAAGGAAGGCGAGGUUGUGGAAUUUGGCAUUUGCAAGGAUGACAAUGACCUCAUCAAGCCGGGCCGCAUCACCAUGAAACCCACCACUGAGCAGCUGGCACUUGUGAAGGCUUGCAAGGUUGGGAUUGAUUUGCUGAUCGAAGAUGGCAUUAUGAAGGUCAACGUAGUGGAGAAGAUUUCCGACACGGAGUUGAAGGUGAAGAUCAUCCGUGGAGGAAAGCUGAAGGCUCGCAAGGGCGUGAAUGUGCCCGAUUGUGAGAUCGAUUGCGCUGCCCUCACCACAAAGGACAUCGAAGAUGCCGAGUAUUUGUUGCAACUUGAUCCUCCCGUGGAGUACAUUUGCGUGUCUUUCGCUCAGAAGGGUCAGGAUCUGCAAGAGCUCAUCGACAUCAUGGAUCGCUUGAAGGUUCCAGCUGACAAACGUCCGAAGAUUUGCCCGAAGAUCGAAAAGCCACAAGCAUUGACCAACAUCGAGGGCAUCAUUGAGAAGUCACAGGCGUUGAUGGUAGCAAGGGGUGACCUGGGCGUUGAGCUCGAGCUGGAGCGUGUGCCCUUCGCACAGAAACUGCUGAUUGCCCGAGCCAAGAAGGCCGGACUUUUUGUCAUCAAUGCCACCCAAAUGGUCGAGAGCAUGAUCGAAAAUCCCGUGCCCACACGGUCUGAAGUGUGCGACCUGCAAAAUGCAGUGUUCGAUGGGGCUGAUGCAGUGAUGCUCAGCGGAGAGGCGGCCAGUGGGAAGUUCCCGUGCGAGGCGGUGAUGGCCGAGGCUGAUGCAGCGCUUGAGGCAGAAGCCGUCCGGGACUUCUUGAAGCCACAGGUUCCCGAUGGCACGGUGGUCGAUGAGGCCAACAAACCGCAGGAGCUUGAUGACAGCAAGCGGCAAACUCAAGUGGUUGCCUCGUUGGGACCUGCGUCUUGGAGCGAGGAGAUGAUUCCAAAGAUGAUCGCGUCAGGGACGAACAUUUUCCGCCUAAACUGUUCCCAUCGCCGUGGUGGUGACUUCGAACGUGUCUAUCCGCUGAUCCGGAAGUAUGCCAAGGGCAGCAUGCCGCUAGUAGGCUCUAAGAUAUGA